GGUGUUUGCCUUGCUCUUCCCAAUCCCACUAUUCUCUUCCGGGGUCUUCCCACUGCAAAGACUUAUCGCUUCGUUCUCAUCGGGGUCUCCUUCAAGGGAGGAGAGAGAGAGAGAGAGAGAGAGAGAGAGAGAGAGAGAGAGGAACUUUUAUACACACACAUAUGGAGGUUGUUGGGGGAUUUUAAUAUAGGAAAGAGAAUUCAAUAUUAGGGUUCAUGUGAAAUGAAAUGAACUUCAUUUCUAUCGAAUUCAUUUGAGAAAGCCUCACUGAAUAAUUAUCUUAUAAUUCUGUCUCUCAAUUUCUCUCUCUAGAAGUCAAUGGGCGAUCGCGCCGACCAUGCCCCUCUCAUCCCUCCUCCGAUCACCGACCCCAACGAGAUCGACCUCGAAGCCGGUCCGGGCGAACAAAUUCAGUGCCGAAUUUGCCUUGAAACUGAUGGUAGGGAUUUUAUUGCUCCUUGCAAGUGUAAAGGAACGUCAAAGUAUGUUCACAGGCAAUGUCUGGAUCAUUGGCGAGCUGUGAGGGAGGGUUUUGCAUUUGCUCAUUGCACAACCUGCAAGGCUCCUUAUCAUCUAAGAGUCCAUGUUCUUGCUGAUAGGAAAUGGCGAACCUUGAAAUUUCGAUUCUUUGUGACUAGAGACAUUUGUUUCAUAUUUGUCUCCGUUCAGCUUGUGAUUGCUUCUUUGGCAUAUCUGAUGUAUCUAAUUGAUGGCUACCGGAAGUUUUGGCUUCGUCUUGCAUGGGGUUUUGAUAGCGCUCUUAGUUUCUACUAUAUAUGUGGGGCACUGUUGUUUUUUGCUCUAUUGGGGUUAUCUGGUUGCUUCAUAACUUGCUAUGAUCGAAGAGUGCGGAACGAUCUGGCUCAGCCAUGUAGAGAAUUGUGUCUUUGUUGCUGUCAUCCCGGAAUGUGUGCAGACUGCCAUUUGCCGGGGACUCUUUGUAUGUGGACUGACUGUACCACAUGCUUUGAAAGUUGCGCAAGUGCAGCUGGUGAAUGUGGUUGCUUCGGAGGUGCUGGUGAAGCUGGGCUGCCAUUGCUGUUUGUUAUGGCUCUGAUCGUGCUCGGGUUGUUUACUGUAAUUGGCAUAUUCUACAGUGUACUGGUGGCAACAAUGGUUGGACAAAGGAUUUGGCAGCGACAUUAUCACAUACUCGCUAAAAGGAUGCUAACAAAAGAAUAUGUUGUUGAGGAUGUUGAUGGAGAGAUGACUGGAUCUGAUUGGUCUCCCCCACCUCUCCCACCUGAGCAUGUUCAACAGCUGAAAACACUUGGCCUUCUAUGAACCUAAUGAAGAAUCACAGUGACUGAGUGAAUGCAGCAUGUGGAGGUGGACUGGAGCUCUAAUUAAUCUUAGGUCAGUCUUUUUUGUGGCCUUUUGAAUCGAAUGCAAUCUAGUCCAGAGGAAAAUUGUUAUAUCUUAUUCAGCAGCUGAGUUAAGAAAUUCCCAUAUACAUUUGAUGAUGUCCAGUUAUGUGAAUAAAUCUGUGAAUCGCACCUUUUGCCUUUGUCUGCCUGAGAAAACUGUAAUAUGGAUAAUCUGUUUAGAUGGCGGGAAAAAGAGAGGACAAUUUUCCAUAGGAAUGCCUUCUGUGCUGAUGUUUUUUGGAAA
This is a messenger RNA of Rhododendron vialii, 1611 nucleotides long. RefSeq lists its product as uncharacterized. Bases 319 to 1284 code for a protein of 321 amino acids. NCBI's taxonomy places the organism in Eukaryota, Viridiplantae, Streptophyta, Magnoliopsida, Ericales, Ericaceae. The transcript has 7 exons. The record is from RefSeq and is a predicted model, not a curated record. Gene Ontology annotation, molecular function: zinc ion binding.